UUAAUUUCACAACCGUUUUUCUUUGUCAUACUUUACCAAUUCUAUACUCAAACUCUUCUAAUUUGUGAAUGCAUAUGAUAAGAUAGUUGUGAAGGCAACUUGUAGAAACCCAUGCAAACGAGCGUCAUAUACACCUAAUAUUUCUUGCACCAUUGUUAGGCCUCAUGCAUUAGGAAAAUUCCCGAGGAGCUUAAAUUUCUGUUUGUUUUUGUGAAGUUUCUAUCAUUGGAAAUGGGGAGUGUCCAAGCUGGAGAAGUGCCCCAUUAUGAUCGGAACAAAGAGUUGAAGGCCUUUGAUGAAACAAAAAUUGGUGUCAAAGGGAUUGUUGAUAUGGGAAUUGAAAAGAUUCCUCGCAUUUUUGUUCGGACACAAGAUGAGUUCACCGAGGACUUGGCUUAUACAGAUGCUGCAAAGGAUCAGUUCCAGACUCCGGUUAUUGACCUCCAAGGCAUUGAUCAUCGGCGCAACGAGAUUAUCCAUGAGAUUAGACGUGCAUCCAUGACUUGGGGAUUUUUUCAGUUGGUGAAUCAUGAAAUACCUAUGAGUGUGACCAAUGAAAUGAUCGAAGGAAUACGUAGGUUUCAUGAGGGAAAUGUGGAGGUGAAGGAAAAGCUAUACGUGAAAGACCUCAGCCAAAAAGUACAGUAUGAUAGCAACUAUGAUCUUUAUAAAUCAAGAUCUGCUAAUUGGAGGGAUACCUUUAGGCGUCGUUUGUUAAAUCCAGAUCCUAUAGAUCCUCAACUAUUGCCUGACACUUGCCGGGAUAUAGUAGUUGAGUACUGGAAGCAUAUUAUGAGCCUAGGAGAAACUCUUGCUGAGUUAUUAUCAGAGGCUUUAGGACUACACAAGGACCAGCUUAAAGGCAUGGAUUGUACUCAAUACUUGAUAUUCUUAAUGACAACUGCAAGAUGA
Messenger RNA from Papaver somniferum (opium poppy), 912 nucleotides. Its product is annotated as 1-aminocyclopropane-1-carboxylate oxidase homolog 6-like. The record is from RefSeq and is a predicted model, not a curated record. Bases 232 to 912 code for a protein of 226 amino acids. Lineage: Eukaryota; Viridiplantae; Streptophyta; Magnoliopsida; Ranunculales; Papaveraceae. The transcript is spliced from 2 exons.